Molecule: messenger RNA, 1359 nt
Organism: Naegleria fowleri
Lineage: Eukaryota; Heterolobosea; Eutetramitea; Acrasida; Naegleriidae
Exons: 2
Coding region: 1-1359 (452 amino acids)
Biological process (GO): base-excision repair; base-excision repair, AP site formation via deaminated base removal
Cellular component (GO): nucleus; mitochondrion
Molecular function (GO): zinc ion binding; uracil DNA N-glycosylase activity
Source: RefSeq, a predicted model, not a curated record
AUGGAAGCAUCAAUAUCAACAAAUUGUAAUUGUAACAAGCCGGCUCAAGUAACCACAGUAAAGAAAGAGGGACCGAAUCAUGGCCGAUUAUUUGCUACUUGUGCAAGCCGAGAAUGUAAAUAUUUUGAGUGGCUAGAUGGAAAGAACAAGAAUUUUGCUGCUCCCUCUUCUUCCUCAUCAUCAGCCGAUAAUUUGAAUUUUGGAUUGAAUUCAUCAUCGGGAAAAACUUCAACAUCAUCUUUUAAUUCUCGAAAGGAUCGUUCUGAAAUGAUGAUCGUUCCAAAAUGCCAGCAUCAGCAAGAUGCCAUGCUGUUAAGAGUGAAGAAGGAAGGUCCAAACCAAGGACGAUUAUUUUGGACAUGUGCCAAUCCACAGUCGGACAAGUGCUCCUUCUUUUCAUGGUUUUCUGGAAAGGAGGAAGACUAUGAGCACUUGAUUGGCAUGAAACCAAAUAGUAGUAAUGAUCAAGCAAAAGUCACGAAGAAUGAGGACGAGUCAGAAAAAAAGAGAAAGUUAGACACGAAUGAUCUGCAUGCAGAAGAACAAGACAACAAUGAACCAACAUCGGAGGUUAAUGAUGUUGAACCACAACGCAAGAAGUUGAAAGAAUCAUCAGACCAUAAUAAUGGAGGUACUGUCACUACUACUUCAUCCUCAGAUACAAACAACCCCUUAAUUGAAUAUUUAUUGGAUUCGUCUUGGAAAUCAAAGCUGGAAGACGAAUUUUCAAAGUCCUAUUUUAAAAAAUUGGAAAAAACUGUCAACAAACACUACAAGGAAAAACCUAAACAAAUAUUUCCAAAGAAGGAUGAGAUUUUCUCUGCACUGAAUGCUUGUUCUUAUGACAAUGUCAAGGUUGUCAUACUGGGUCAAGAUCCAUAUCCUCAAUGGUAUGCUCAUGGUAUGUCCUUCUCUGUGAAAAAGGGUAUCUCAACACCCAAAUCUCUCCAGAACAUCUAUUCCGAGUUGGAACAUGACGAGAAUUUAAAACCCAAGUUCACAAGACCUAACCAUGGCUACUUGAUGGGGUGGGCAAAACAGGGAGUGUUAUUAUUGAAUGCGGUCUUGACCGUCGAGAGUGGAAAGUCCAACGAACACAAAGGCAUUGGAUGGGAACAAUUCACUGACGCCAUUAUCAACAAGCUCAAAGAAAAGAAAAAUAUUGUUUACUUGUUGUGGGGGAAGGAUGCACAAGAAAAGGGAUCCAAGAUUGAUCGUAAGAAUAAUUUGGUCAUUCAAACUUCCCAUCCUUCUCCAUUUUCUGCUGAUAAGGGAUUCCUUGGGUCGAAAUGCUUCUCGAAAUGCAAUGAAUAUUUGGAAAAUCAUAGCGUCACACCAAUCAAUUGGAGUGAUUUGUAA